Messenger RNA from Rhipicephalus microplus (southern cattle tick), 2837 nucleotides. Its product is annotated as cytosolic 10-formyltetrahydrofolate dehydrogenase. The record is from RefSeq and is a predicted model, not a curated record. Gene Ontology annotation, molecular function: oxidoreductase activity, acting on the aldehyde or oxo group of donors, NAD or NADP as acceptor; formyltetrahydrofolate dehydrogenase activity. Gene Ontology annotation, biological process: biosynthetic process; one-carbon metabolic process; 10-formyltetrahydrofolate catabolic process. Lineage: Eukaryota; Metazoa; Arthropoda; Arachnida; Ixodida; Ixodidae. Gene Ontology annotation, cellular component: cytoplasm.
CUUGACAGCCCCGACCCUGACAACCAUGAGGAUCGCCAUCAUCGGCCAGAGCGCUUUCGCCAGCGAGGUGCUGAAGCUGCUGCAGAAGAACGGACACGACAUCGUCGGCGUCUUCACCGUUCCCGACAAGGAUGGCCGAGAAGACGCCCUGGCGACCACGGCGUCGGCGUGUGGCGUGAAUCGCGUGCUGAAGCUUGGCCGCUGGCGAUCCAAGGCUGGCGGCGGCGUGCUGCCUGAGGUGAUGUGCGCCUACGAGGAGGUCCAAGCCGAGCUGAACGUGCUUCCUUUCUGCAGCCAGUUCAUACCGAUGGAGGUGAUCACGUGGCCCAAGCACCAGUCGAUAGUGUACCACCCGUCUCUGCUGCCGCGCCACAGGGGAGCCUCAUCUGUGAACUGGACCCUUAUCGAGGGCGACACCAAGGGCGGCUUCAGCGUGUUCUGGGCCGACGAUGGUCUGGACACGGGACCACUGCUGCUGCAGCGCGAGUGCGACGUCCUGCCCGACGACACGGUCGACGCGCUCUACUCCCGCUUCCUCUUUCCCGAAGGAGUCAAAGCCAUGGGCGAGGCUGUGGAGCUGAUAGCCUCCGGCAAAGCCCCGCGCAUCGCGCAGCCGACAGAAGGCGCCACCUAUGACCCGAUGUUGAACAAGAAGGAGUUACGCCGCGUGGACUUUUCCAAAAUGACGGGCCAGGCGUUGCACAACUUCAUACGAGGCAUGGACAAGGUGCCCGGAGCCUGGAUCACACUCGAAGGACAGGCGACGCGCGUGUACGGUUCGAGCCGGUGGCCCUCGGGUCCCGUAGAAGGCGCUCGCCAGGUGUCCGUGGAAGGCAUGUCCCGUCCUGGACUGGUCCACGAGCAGGGCCUGCUGCUGUGCGGCUGUGACGGCGAGUGGGUCAACGUGCGACAGCUGGCCUCAGAGGAGACGGGACGCGUCAGCCUCGCCUCACGCUUUGGACAGCAGCAGGCUGACGCCGAGGCCCUGGAACUGAACCAAGAGGAGCAGGCCAUGGUCGGCAAGCUGAGGGGCAUCUGGACGAGCAUCCUGCGGCGCGACGUGGCCGACGACACGGACCUGUUCGAGUGCGGCGCCGGCUCGAUGGACGUGACGCGGCUGGUCGAAGAGGCGCGCGACGCCUGCGGCCUGCAGCUGGCCGCCGAGGACGUCUACCUGGCGUCGCGCUUUUCGGACUUUGUCCGCGCGGCCGUUCUCAAGUCCCGCGGACAGGGAUCGGGCGGCGACGACGUCUCGUACGACGCGGUCGAGCUCCAGGCCAACGGCAGGAGCAUCAGGGUGCCGCACCAGCUUUUCAUCGACGGCAAGUUUGUCAACAGCUCGUGGGGACGAAGCUCAGAGGUGGUGAACCCGACGGACGAGAGUGUGCUCUGUCGCGUCGAGAGCGCUUCUGCCGAGGACGUCGAUCGGGCGGUGUCGGCGGCUAAGGCAGCCUUCGAGCAGGGCGAGUGGGGCCGCAUGAGCGCCCGCGACCGAGGUCGCCUCCUUCUUCGGCUUGCCGACCUGAUGGAGCAGCAGCGCGAGGACCUGGCCACCAUCGAGUCGCUCGACUCAGGCGCCGUCUACACGCUCGCCCUGAAGACGCACGUGGGCAUGUCCAUCGACGUGUUCCGCUACUUUGCCGGCUGGUGCGACAAGGUGCAAGGGAGCACGGUGCCCGUGAGCCACGCCAGGCCGCGCAAAAACCUCACCUUCACCCGCUGGGAGCCCAUAGGUGUGUGCGGUAUCAUCACGCCCUGGAACUACCCGCUCAUGAUGGUGGCGUGGAAGAGCGCCGCCUGCCUCGCCGCGGGCAACACCCUGGUGCUGAAGCCCGCCCAGGUGUGUCCACUCACGGCACUCAAGCUCGCCGAGCUCACGCUGCGCGCCGGCAUCCCGCCGGGCGUCUUCAACGUUGUCACAGGAUCCGGCACCAUCGUCGGACAAGCCAUGUGCGGUCACCCUUUGCUCAGAAAGGUGGCGUUCACUGGAUCCACAGAGGUCGGCCGCGCCAUCAUGUCGAGCUGCGCCGCACCGUACCUCAAACGCGUCUCACUCGAACUCGGAGGCAAGUCACCGCUCAUCAUAUUCGCCGACUGCGACUUGGACCUCGCCGUGCGCCAGGGCCUGAACAGCGUCUUCUUCAACAAGGGCGAGAACUGCAUCGCCGCCGGCCGCCUGUUCGUCGAGGACUCCCUGCACGACCGCUUCGUGGAGCGUGUCGUGGCCGAGGCCCGCAAGAUUGUCACUGGCGACCCACUGGAGCGCAGCACCUGGCACGGUCCGCAGAACCACAAGCAGCACCUGGAGAAGCUCAUCGACUACGUGCACAGGGCCGUGGCCGAGGGCGCCCGCCUGGUCCACGGGGGUCGGAGGCUGCCUAGGCCCGGUCUCUUCCUCGAGCCGACCAUCAUCGUGGACGUGGAGGACCACAUGGCGGCCGCCAAGGAGGAGUCGUUCGGCCCCAUCAUGCUCGUCUCUCGCUUCCGCGACGGCGAUGUCGAGGGCGUGCUGCGGCGUGCCAAUGCCACCGAGUACGGACUUGCGUCGGGUGUCUUCACGCGCGACCUGAGCAAGGCGUUGCGCGUGGCGGACGCCCUGCAGGCAGGCACGUGCUUCAUCAACUGCUACAACAAAACUGACGUGGCGGCGCCUUUCGGCGGCUUCAAGCAGUCUGGCUAUGGCAAGGACUUGGGUCACGAGGCGCUUAAGGACUAUCUGCAACUCAAGUGUGUCACCGUCGAGUACUAGCAGCGCACCACCGGGUGGCCCAGCACUAAUUUGACAUUUUAAUGCGAAACGAUUACUUCCGUUUUGAAUCAAAGAAAUAUGUCCCACA